Molecule: messenger RNA, 3372 nt
Organism: Cyprinus carpio (common carp)
Lineage: Eukaryota; Metazoa; Chordata; Actinopteri; Cypriniformes; Cyprinidae
Product: G protein-coupled receptor 4-like
Biological process (GO): G1/S transition of mitotic cell cycle; negative regulation of G2/M transition of mitotic cell cycle; G protein-coupled receptor signaling pathway
Cellular component (GO): membrane
Molecular function (GO): G protein-coupled receptor activity
Source: RefSeq, a predicted model, not a curated record
UGGUGUCUUAAAAUAGAAAAACAUGACUGAGUGUUCAUAAUGCAAAUUAUAGUUUUAUUCCAUAACAGCUAUUAGGGCAAUUACAGAAAACAUGUUGACAAGACUGUAGUUUCUCUUAUGUCAAACAGGAAGUUGUGGCACCUCUGAGGCAGACUGUACCAUCGCUGGAAGUUUACCAUCAUCUGUCGUUCACCACGUGUCUGGAAAAAGCUUUUACUCAUUGCGGUUCCCUCGAACUUUAUCACAUGCACAUGCAGGGAAAAAAAACCCCCUAGCCCUCGCCUAACAUCUUCCUGUAGACAUACAUGUGCGAGAUACAUCAAACACAGGUUUUAUCUCUCCUCCCCUUUCUCUCUCUCUCAAUUCAUCUCCUCUCCAUCCACUCCGUGUGAAGUGCAUUGGCCGAAACUGCUCUCACAGGGUCACUUUUGAUUUUCUCCGGCCAGGAAGCAUUAUUUAAGUGCAUGACACGCACUUCACAUCUGAGGAACUCAGCUGUGCCACUUUUCUCAGAAGUCACGCGGCACUGGAUCUGGACUUGAGGCGGUUCUGGAACUGAGGUUGUAAAGUUACACUGCUGGGAUUGGGUGGACACCCUUCUCUGGUUGGAGCUGGUGGAGAACAACUUAAUUCCUUGUGUUGAUUCGCAGAUUAUGAUGAACGCAACAAACAACACAAGCAACUCAUCAUGUGUGAUCAUGACCCAGCCAGCAGGUCACCUGCUGAUGUCUAUCUACAUUAUUGCCUUCAUCUUGGGGCUGCUGUUCAACUUGAUCACCAUCGGGCCCAUAAUUCAGCAGAUCUGCAGAAGGAACGUUCUAGGAAUCUACCUGCUCAGUUUGUCCUUUUCAGAUCUCCUGUACAUCCUUACUAUGCCUCUGUGGGUCUAUUAUUUCAACAACAACCACAAAUGGAACCUCGGCCAAGGACUCUGUAGUCUGGCUGGUUUCUUUUACUACUCCAACCUGUACAUCAGCAUCUAUCUCCUCUGCUGUAUCUCCAUCGAUCGCUGUCUGGCCAUCACCUUCCCGCUGAGAGUCCAAGUUUUCCGCCGCCAGCGCUAUGCCUGGAUCAUCUGUGGGCUGGUCUAUGUUUUAGUCAUGGCCUUGCACUGUUUGGUGCUGUACCUGGACAAGUUAUCAGAUCCACUUGAUGACACUGUGCAAACGUGCUACGAGACCUUCCCCAUGACGGAAAGCAUUGCCAUGUUCAACCUGAUACGGGUUGGAAUUGGUUUCCUCUUGCCUCUGGUGGUCAUCUCCGUCUGCUACUGGUUGAUCCCAACCAAGGUACAGCAAAGCAGAGGGGUCGACGAUCAAGGCAAGCGCAAAGUGAAGCUUCUGUCUAUGGGGGUCAUUGGUAUUUUCUCCUUCUGCUUUGCCCCAUACCAUAUCCUCCUGAUGGUGAGGUCCAUCGCCUUCUUUUAUUUGGGAGAAAAACAAAGCUGCAGUUUUGAACAAGCAAUGUAUUUGCCUUUCACUUGCUCCCUUGCGCUAUCCAGCCUGAACAGCAUGGUGGACCCAGUGCUUUAUGUUUUGGCCAGUAAUGGAGUAAGAGAAGAUAUGAGGUGGUUCCGUUGGAAAAACAAGCAGAGACAGGUGACAGGAAGCCCUCUUGUUGAUUCCAAAUGGAAGACAAGAGUAACCAACUUGGGUUAAAACCAACCUCAGAUCUUUGAAAACAGACUUACAUUUGAUAGGGUACAUACUGUUUUUGAACCCAUUAAGGAAUUUCACAAAUCAGUGACCAGCACAAACUUGUUUGUGUUGAUAGCAUGGGCACAAUCUUGUGGAUGGGUUCAUUUUGUUAAGUUGUGGAGGGUCCGGCAGGCUCUACAAUCUGGUGUGCUCCAGCACUGUAAUCCAGACACCUGAACUAACUUUUUGACAAAUAACUGCCACCGUGACUGCAAACCGCUUGCUUUUCUGCAGGUGGUAAUAGGCAAAUUGCACCAAGUUUUGUGAGUAAAGCGUAUCUACUGUAUAAUAAGCUUAAUUUACAUAGAAAACAAUGACUUGUACUGAUAAUACUGAUGCUGCAGCACAUUUUAGUGCAUAUAGAGCCUAGUUAAACUGGAAUGUGGCUGUUUGUUAUGCUGUUUUUGUUUCAAAAUACUGUGUAUUACAAAAGUGAUUGUUUAGUGAAUUAGCCACUGUAUGUCAGUGUCUAGUAAAGCCCAAUUGAUUUGUACAAUUUAUGACAGAGACCAGAAGAGAGUCAAAUUCUAGUCAAGGACAAGUUGACAUGCUCCUGAGCUCAUGAACAAGACCAUGAAAAUAUGCUUUUAGUCUGAGUCUAAGACCAUAUUUUAUGGUUUUGGUCUUGUUCCUCGAAUCCGAGUCUAAGGCUAUGUUUUUAUGGUUUUGGUAUUGGCCUUGGUUCUCAGGCACGAGUCCAAGACCAUAUUUUUGGUCUUGGUCUAUGAAUCUGAGUCUAAGAACAUAUUUUCCUGGUUUCGGUCUUGGAAUCUAAAUGUAACAAAAUAUUUUCAUGGCUAUGGUCUUGGUCCUAGAGUCCAAGAACAUAUUUUCAUGGUUUUUGCUUUGUUCCUUGAAUCCAAGUCCAAGUCCAUGUCCAAGACUAUAUUUUCAUGGUUUUGGUCUUGGUUCUCAAGAACAAGUCAAAGACCAUAUUUUUAUUUUUAUUAUGAGUCUAAGAUCAUAUUUGCAUCUUGGUCCUAGAGUCCAAGUCCAUGAUUAUAUUUUCAUGGUUUUGGUUUGGUCUUCGAGUCCAAGACCAAGAUCAUUUAUUCAUGGUUGUGAUCUUGGUCCUCAAGACUGGUUUUGGUUUUGCCAUGGACUCAGGAGCAUGUGGAUAGAUUCAGUCCUCUUGUGGUCUUUCUCCUGAUUCAAACUCCACCCUCUUCUGAGAUCAGUCUUGAAUCUCAGAUUUGGUCUUGCCUACAACAUGGAUAUGUGCAGGCUUUUGUACUCAGACUCCAUUAUGUCCACUUGUGUGAAAAAAAGAUGAAUAAUAACUUUUCUGUUUUAUCUGAGCUGUGAUAUAUUUAUCUGUGUCUUUACAAACAGAGGAUGUUUACAAAUUAUGGAUCUGCAGCGUAACAGGACCUGUAUCCAUGUCUUUGAAGGACCCUUGAAUCACUUGAACUUUCUAUGUGAGAGUUAUACCCAAGUGUUGUUAUUGUGGGAUAAAGCCUCGCUUGUUUUCCUUGUUUAAUUCCAGACGACUCCCUGUUACUUACCGUUAAACCAGAUUCAGACGUUAAAGAUUUAAUCUGUAUGUAAAAAAACUUGUUGCAAUGUAAGCAAUUUCAAUUCUCAGCAUGUUGCUACUCUGUACAUUUCCUCCUGUGUAACAUUACCGCAAAAGAAACAGUGGAUUAUGAAAUAAAAGAAAUUUUCUGAUUCUGAA